AUUGCCAGCUAUAUGAGGGCAGAGAUCCAUUAUGUUUUUCUUCUGCUUAUACCAGCACCUGGGACAUGGUAGGUGCUCAGUACAUUUGUUGGCUGGUUAAACGAACGCAUGGGAGGCAGAAUGAUGGAGCAGUUUGAAUUCUGGCUCUGUCCCUCCAGCUGUGUGACCCUUGCAAGUCAUCCCUCUCCAAGCUCCAGUUUGCUGUGACAUGUGGAUAAUGCUGCCACUGCCUCAGCGGGGUGUGAAGGACGGGGGCGAGAAGCCUCGGGGAGCACGGAUGGCGGACAAGGCUGGUUGGAUCAAGAAGAGCAGCGGGGGCUUCCUGGGGCUCUGGAAAGACCGCUAUCUGCUGCUCUGCCAGGCCCAGCUGCUGGUCUACGAGAACGAGGAUGAGCAAAACUGUGUGGAAACAGUGGAGCUGGGCAGCUAUGAGAAAUGCCAGGACCUUCGAGCCCUCCUUAAGCGGAGACACCGCUUUAUCCUGCUUCGAUCCCCAGGGAACAAGGUCAGCGACAUCAAAUUCCAAGCACCCAGCGGGGAGGAGAAGGAAUCCUGGAUCAAAGCCCUCAAUGAAGGGAUCAGCCGAGGCAAGAACAAGGCUUUUGAUGAGGUAAAGGUAGACAAGAGCUGUGCCCUGGAGCAUGUGACACGGGAUCGGGUGCGUGCGGGCCAGAAGCGCCGGCCACCUACAAGAGUCCACCUGAAGGAGGUAGCCAGCGCAGCUUCUGAUGGACUUUUGCGCCUGGACCUGGAUGUUCUGGACAGCGGGCCGCCAGUGUUUACCCCCAGCGAUGACGUCGGUGCAGCCCAGCCCCGGGAGAUACUCCGGCCCCCCAUGCCUCCUACCAAGCCUUCCCCAGCUCCUGAGAUGACCAGCCUUGGUGACAGAGUGGAAACCACUGUGGGGGAAAGAGCCCCAACCCCUGUCUCAGCAAACUCUGAGGCCCACCCUGAGAGCCCAGAGGACUCAGAGACUCUAGUGGGGAAGGACAAUGGCUUGGAACAGCCCCCCAACAAGGUCCUGUCUGACAAACUGAAGGUGAGCUGGGAGAACCCCAGCCCCGAGGAGUCCCCUGACGCUGAGAAUGUGGAACCACGCCCGAUGCUCUGUUCUGAGACUUCUGAGGCUACGCCCAAGGAGGGUGGGAAGCCCCCUACACCCCCACCCAAGAUCUUAUCAGAGAAACUGAGAGCCUCCAUGAAUGCGAUGGAGCCAGCCCAGAGUCCUGGGGCCUCUGAGACCUCUGUCCCAGGCCCAGCGCAAGUCUCGGUGAAUGGCAUGGAUGACAGUCCUGAGCCUGUCAAGUUAUCCCAGGCUGCAGGCACCCCAGGGACUCCCCCAAAGAAUGCAACAGUGUCCACAGCACUGCCACCCUGGGACCAGCCACCUCAGUUUCAUCCCCGCUGCUCCUCCGUGGGGGACCUGCUUGGGGAUGGCCCUCGGCGUCCACAGCAGCCUGGGGUACGGCUGUACCGGGCCCAGUUGGAGGUGAAGGUGGCUUCAGCACAGACGGAGAAACUGUUGAACGAGGUCAUGGGCAGUGAGCCCGCCCCUGCGAGCGCCGAGACAUUGCUCAGCCAGGCUGUGGAGCAGCUGAGACAGGCUACCCAGGUCCUGCAGGAAAUGCGAGAUCUGGGAGAGCUGAGCCAGGAAGCACCUGGGCCACUGGAGAAGCGGAAGGAGCUGGUGACUCUCUACAGGAGAAGUGCACCCUAGGGCCUGCCAGGCCAGGGCACCAUCCCCUUGGCCAGCCCAGUCUAUCAAAGCCCUGCUGAGAAAUGUGCUUCUGCUCAGUCUGUGUUGAAGGGCCAGUGGGCAUGUCAGGGUUUGGCCAGGACCUGCAGAGACUCCUGGUAUCCUCCCUGCCCUGCCUUGGCCAGUGGUGUCAGGUGCCACCCAGGGCCACUGUCUGGCUAUCUGGCCGGCCUCUGGGCUCUGGCUUGGGCUGGGAGCACACACUCAGGACCUCUGUGCUUGCAUGGUUGCUCCGAAAUGCCCCAGGGCUUUGGGAUAGCCCUGGGGAUUCUGGGGGUGGCAUAGUCUCUGCUUCUCACCCCCAGUAGUUUACAUUCCUGACUUCUGAAUAGAGCACAGCUGAGCUCCCCGCAGCCUCCAUGUCCAGAUAUCCUGAGGCAGAGAGCCUUAUGGCACAGGCAGCUGCAAGCCAUAACCAACCCUCCCACCCACCUGUUCCGAGUAGCUGCUGAGACCCUGGAUCCAGGCUGUGGGUUCAUACCUCAGUUGAGUGAGACCUGGAACCCAGCUAGGGCCUCUGAAGGCAGGUGGGAGGCAUCUGUGUAAAAAAGCCAUUAGCUCUGCGUCCCCUCUCUGGGCCUGUCCUAUUCUGCAGGCCUUCCCCUCUAGUGAGCUGUCACCAGAGGACAACAGGGUGGAGGAGGAACUCGAAGGGUCUCCCUGCCUUUGGACCAGCUUGUGUCCAGCCUUGCACAUUCCUAUAGAGGUGAACCCCAGGAUGACCCUGAUGUCAACAUCAGAAAAUCCUAUGUGUAAUUCAUUAUAAAUCAACCUUCAGAAGAGAAGCCACCCCAACUUCUGUGCCUCCCCAGAUGGGAUUUAUAGCUGGGUCUCUGUGGUUCCUCCUCAACCCAAGCAGGUCCAAUAUCCCAUCAUUUCUUCUAAUGCUGAGGGGGUAUGUCAGGGCCUAAACCACUUCCCUCUCUCCUCUUCCCCCCACCCUUCUGGCACAGGCCCCAGAUGGACUGCUCCUCCUGACCUUCCUAGUGGAAGGAGAGUUUUCUCCUGGUCCUUCCCUAGCCUGUGUCUGCAGCCUGGACCUCUCCCUAGGGCAUCUCCAUUACCCCUGGCUCUGGGAGCACGUCCAGUCUCCAUCCUGCUGCAGCAGCUGGACUGAGGGCAGAGCUUGUAGGUGCAGAGGCCCUGAAGGCCACAGCCACUCUCCCUGGGGCCCAUGGGAAUGGGAGAAGUUCCUGGGGGUUUCUGCAUGUGCACUUUUGUUUACUGAAAGAGAGGAGAGGGCGGGUCACAGCGUCCCCACACCCAGCCAGCAGUCGUGCCCACUGAGGCCUGCCGGUGCAGGUCAAUGCCGUCUUCACUGUACUUCUGCUUUGUUCUUGAGGGUAAUAGCCAGGGAUCAGGAGAGGCAGAUGUUCACUCUGUGGCCUGUACCGGGUAGGGGUGAGGGUAAGCAGCAGUGUCAUGGCUCGUGAGCCCCCAUGGGCCUCCCCAGACCACACUCCUUGGACAAACUAGGCUCUCAUGCCACAGUCUGCCUGUUCCUCCAUCUGUGUCCAGUAUGAGAGCAAGAAUGCCAUCAGAUGCCCACAGUCACAUGGCCCCCUAUAGUCUUCCUGUGGGGAACAGCUUUACGUCACCAGCAGCCUCGGCUGUCUGAGGCUUUAACCAAGUCACCUGCUUCCAGGGACUAGAGCCUCCUUUACCUCCUCUGAUAAGUGUGACCAGGCUGAGCGAGUCUCUCUGAGGCCACCUCAGUGGCCUAAUGCCAUUGGUUCCUAUGGGGCCCCCAUGCCUUGGCAGCCUGGGUCCCAAGGAGGAAGCCGGCUUUCAGGGGAGGGGGAGGAGAAGCGGGAGUACGCAGGUGCUGCCUUGCCUGCCCCCUCGAGGAGGAUGGCACUCCAUGUCUUCUGCUUAUGAAGCGCCUUUCUUGAAGUUUGGCAAUAAAUCCCUUUUUAUGGAA
Messenger RNA from Hipposideros armiger (great roundleaf bat), 3677 nucleotides. It is a transcript of the gene PLEKHO2, whose product is annotated as pleckstrin homology domain containing O2. Gene Ontology annotation, biological process: macrophage apoptotic process. NCBI's taxonomy places the organism in Eukaryota, Metazoa, Chordata, Mammalia, Chiroptera, Hipposideridae. The transcript is spliced from 6 exons. Bases 209 to 1717 code for a protein of 502 amino acids. The record is from RefSeq and is a predicted model, not a curated record.